AUACUUGUAAAUUACAAGUGUAUCAACCACGUUUUUCUAUAUUUGGGUCAGUUCGCCGCAGAAGAUCUUCCCGUCUUCUGGUACUUCAUCAUUUGGAUUAAAAUAAUAAGAACAUUUGGUAUUUAUCCAAACUAUAUAAACCAUGUUGUUCGAGUUUGAUCAGCUUUACAGAGCAUUAGCAGCUUCUGGAUAUAGGGAUACAGGGACAUCGUUCUUUGAGUGUUGCCCAAAAUGAAUAUGUUCAUGGGUUUGCGUCAACUUGUCACAUUAUUGAGUUUAAUCACUUUAACUUCAGCUUCAAACAUCACUACGAAAAUUGUUACCACUCUACCGGGUUACUCUGGAGAUCUUCCUUUCACAAUGGAAACCGGAUAUAUCGGUGUAGGUGACAAUGAGGAAGUGCAGCUAUUUUACGUUUUUGUGGAUUCUCAGAGAAGCCCUGCACAAGAUCCACUUGUGUUACGGUUUGGUGCAGGUCCAGGCUGCUCUGGUCUCCAUGGCUUUUUCUUUGAGAAUGGUCCAUUAUCUUUCAAUUCUGCACAUUACAAUGGAAGCCUACCAACACUUGAGGACAACCCUUAUUCAUGGACAGAGGCACUCAACAUCAUAUUCUUGGAUGCACCAGCUGGUGCUGGAUUCUCCUAUUCAACAACCCAAGAAGGUUUCUAUGUGGACGAGUAUAAAUAUGCAGAACAAGGUUAUGAAUUUCUCCAGAAGUGGCUGGAGGCACACCCUGCAUAUGUGGAAAAUCAACUCUACAUCAGUGGUGAAUCCUUCAGUGGGUUGAUAGUUCCAAUGAUUGUACAAAAGAUAGUGGAUGGUAAUGAAAAUGGAAGUGUGCCUCUAAUGAACAUCAAGGGAUAUCUGCUUCAGAACCCAGUCACGGAUUCAGUUAUUGAUGGUAAUGCAAUAAUCCCAUAUGCCCACCGGCUGACUCUUGUAUCGGAUCAACUUUAUGAGGCAGCAAAAACAAGUUGCAAUGGUGAAUACGUGAAUGUAAAUUCAAGCAAUGCUGCAUGCAUUGCUGAUAUCGAGGCUAUUGAUCAGCUCAUCAAGGAUAUAAAUCCUGUCAAUAUCUUGGAACCAGACUGUAGUACUUCAUUGCCGAGGUCAAAGAAGAUAAGCACAGCUCGAAGAUAUCUUAAAGAGUUAUACAAAGGUUUACUAAGUUCACCAACCAAUGGUCCUGCACUUUGGUGUCGGGAGUACAAUUACAUGCUUCUGUACAUCUGGGCAAACACCAAAGCUGUCCGAGAUGCUCUUGGUGUCCGAACGGGUACAAAAUUGUUGUGGAAACCAUGUAAUACCACAUUGACGGGUUACACUUAUGUAGUGACCAGUUCUCUCAGUUAUCAUCUCAAUCUCUCAAAAAAGGCUGACCUGCGUGCUUUGAUAUACAGUGGUGACCAUGACAUGUCUGUUCCUCAUAUUGGUACACAAGCAUGGAUAAAUUUGCUGAAUUUGACUGUAGAUGAGUCCUGGAGGACAUGGUCCCUUGAUGGACAAACUAAAGGAUACACCAAGAAGUUAAUAAAUGAUUACAUCACCUUGAUAUUUGCUACUGUAAAGGGAGCAGGCCACCUUGCUGCAGAGUACCAGCCAAAGGAAGUUGCUAGCCUGGUUGGUAGAUGGAUGGCUUACUAUCCUGUCUAACUAUGAUGAAUUGUAGAAGUUGUUAAUCUUGGUGAUUCUACCUCAUAUGCAAUUUUGUAUCAAGUGAAAACUUCAUGAUCUCGUGCUUACUUAUAUAUGUAGCCGAAAUAAAGGAACUCCAGAUUUGAAAAACUAGAAAGUUCCAGUUUCUGUUAUUCAAGUUCCCAAGCUCGACACAGAAGGUAGUUAAAAGCUUCUGCUUCAGUAGUCAUCAGCAAAAUAACCUCAACUGAUGUAUCAAUGUU
Messenger RNA from Fragaria vesca subsp. vesca, 1898 nucleotides. RefSeq names its product serine carboxypeptidase-like 18-like. Gene Ontology annotation, biological process: secondary metabolic process; proteolysis. The transcript has 14 exons. The record is from RefSeq and is a predicted model, not a curated record. Lineage: Eukaryota; Viridiplantae; Streptophyta; Magnoliopsida; Rosales; Rosaceae. Gene Ontology annotation, molecular function: serine-type carboxypeptidase activity; acyltransferase activity, transferring groups other than amino-acyl groups. Bases 232 to 1653 code for a protein of 473 amino acids.